AUGGGGCUAGAAAUAGCCCCCACGACUGCUUUUUCACUUAUCUCCAACACAUUUUUACAGAAUGAGAGUGUUGAUGACAGAAGGUGCAGCAAUGCCAGUUCACCUUGGACUGAUCUCUCCAAUCUUGUGACCUGGGCACACACUCAUGGGACCAUCUGCAAUCAAAUCCCAGCCUUGGAAAUUAAGCAGAACACAGGUCAUUCCAGCAGGGACAGUUCUGUUCUGUGGAUAUGUGCAGCUGGACAUGCCUAUCACUGGCAGUAUGGAAAACUAUACUUCAGAAGCAGAGAAGAGAAUGAAACUGCAGAAAAGAGGAGGAGGUUAGUGUUUUCUGAGUCUUCAUCAAGAGAAGCUAAUUUAGAUGAAAAUAGGUUCAGGAUGAGUGCAUCUUUUAAGAGGGCUAAAGCAGAUGCUGUUAGCACAGGGUCAUGUAGCAGAUCUCCAGGGGUCACUCGGCAGAGAGGCAACACAGUCUACACCAUACAUAAUGAACCAUCACCCAAAGAAAGUCGAAAAAAUAGCAAAUCCAUGAAAUCUUGCUUUGCAGCAGAGCAGCAUCCGUCAAUAUCUGGUAGUGAAGUCAAAACUGAAAGGCAUAAGGUGAAGCUAGAAAGCAACAAAGAUCUAGUCAUCAUCUCUGAUGAAGUGCAGUGUAUAUCAGAUGAAGACAACCAAGGAGACAGAAUCAAGCAGAAUAUUCUGUCAGAAUCACAAAUUAAAGGUAUAACUGCUGAGGCAGAUUGGCACAUGCAUCACAGUCAGAAGAUGGCAGUUAAGAAGCCAACAGCCAUCCAGCCAUCUGGCUAUGCCCCCACAGGAAAGCCACCCCUAACUCAGGCCUGCAUUCUAGGGUGCCCCAUCAGCAACCAAGAAAGCCUGGACAACAGUUUAUUGAGGUUAGGUCCUCUUAAUCCUGCAGAGCCCAUCUCUGAAACUUCUAGAGCAAGAAGUUCCUCUGGGUCAGCAAUACAGAAUGAACAUUUAAAAUCUGUUCCUGUCUCCAACAUUGAAGCAAAGGACCAACUUGAGUCACCUGCCUCUCUGACAUUCUUUGAGUUUGAAACCUCUGUAGCUGUUGAGGAGCAACUCCAGCUGAGCCCUCCUGAGUGUGGCACAUCAGGAACAUGCUUAAAUGUGUUGAAGAGGCAGGAGAGAAAGAGAAAUGAUACAAAAAUCUUCAAAGACUGGCUGGUUUCACAUUGCCCUUCAGAAACGCGCGAGAUCUAUAAGCUGCCACCUGAAGACCUUGAUAAUUACCUGGCCUCGUUCUACACUUCUGCAAAGAGACAGAAUGGCAAAGAAUUUUCCCCCAAUUCUUUGCGCUUCUUUCAGAAAAACAUAGAGAGAUACCUGAAGAAUCACAACUACGCGUACAGCGUGGUUAAAGGGUUGGAAUUCAGAGCCUCUCAGGAAGCCUUGAAACUAAAGCAGCAGCAGCUGUCCAAAGAAGAGAGAGAGGGAGAGUGGAGCAUUUUGGAGAACCUGACAGAUGAAGAUGUGAAGAGACUUUGUAAGACGGGACUUUUGAGUAAGGAGAACCCUCAGGGCCUGUUGCACCUCAUGUUCACAAAUAUCAUUAGGGGCUUUGGGGCAAGUACACACAGUCAGAGCCGUAACCUGUACUGGGGACAGCUGGUGCUCAAGAACAAGGGAGAGCUGGAGUACUUGGAGUGGAAGGAUGAUCUGGACGCAGGGGUAAGCACAGGGGAAUCAGCUCCACAUCUCUUUGCCAAGCCUGACGAUCCUGGUAACUGUCCGGUCGCACAUUAUAAGGAAUACGCCAAGAGGCGGCCGUCGGAUACGCUGCACGACUACGAUCCGCUUUACCUGGCUCCCAAGCCUCUGUGCUCCAUAUGGGACCAAACGUGGUACUGCAGAAAGUCACUGGCUAAAGCCAAAAUGGAAAGGAUCUUGAAAUUUAUUAUCCAGCAAGUCAAGAGCCCUGUGAAGAAGUACAAGAAAUAA
This is a messenger RNA of Antrostomus carolinensis (chuck-will's-widow), 1965 nucleotides long. RefSeq lists its product as uncharacterized. Bases 1 to 1965 code for a protein of 654 amino acids. The transcript is spliced from 2 exons. NCBI's taxonomy places the organism in Eukaryota, Metazoa, Chordata, Aves, Caprimulgiformes, Caprimulgidae. The record is from RefSeq and is a predicted model, not a curated record.